AGUUUGUUGCACUGGGACAUGACGUCCGACCCCGUCUUUACCGGGUAUUCCUAUAUUGUGUGUCGCCCUGGGAGAAACCCGACACGGCCGGUUCCUGCACGAUCCCCGGUUUCGGGCUACACACUAGCCUCGAGUGCUCUAGUCACCUUGUCAACAUGAAUUAUUCCCCUGCUCUUUCUUUUUUGACUUUCUGGGGAUGCUUGCUACAGCUACAACAAACCCAUGCAAUUCCUAUCUGGUGCUGCUUGCUUUUUCCAGCUGAGCUUGGCCCUUUCCGUUACCGCGGAUGCCAGACAGGUGCCAUGUCACCACCGACCAUGUCCUAUGAUGGCCCCGGACCGGGGAUGGGACGCCACUUCCCACCUCAACCCGUAGGGCUUUGCCCGUUGUCCCGCAAUGUCCCCAACCAUGGCUCUGGGUUUUCACAGGCGUAUUCGCGACCCGUUCUAAGCUGUCCAAACAAGAAGUUACAUUCAGGCUUCUCUAUGUUGUUGAGUACUAUCUACUUCCCUUGGGUUACCUCAUCGGCCACGCAUGCCCAGCUCACUGACAUCAACAUGGUCAGUAGGUUCCUUACACGCCCCUCUUGCAUGGGAAACCGUACACCUUCCACUUAUAGGGCAUACCCGCAUCCCUGUCAGCCACUUCUUUCUCUUUCUUUUCUUAGCGGCGGCUCAGAGAUCCACUGCUGUCUCCAAUUUUGGCAAGUUUGACUUCGACACCAACUCAUAUACUGUGCUUGUGGCAUGAACUUGACCUUGACAGCUUCACCGGCCUGCACUUAUCCUUCUGGUUCACAACAUAUCGUCGGCAAGAAGCAUCGCGUUGAUCGACGGUACCGUCCGUACCUGCACCAUCGUCGACGGAAGCCAUGAUGAUAGACUCGUGUCUCUUUCCGUAUUCGAGUUCCGAGAAUCCUCCUGUCAAGCUCCUAAACGCUAGCGCGGUCGACCGAGUCGAGGCUGGUUUCCUUUCCGUUGACCUGGCAAGAGGACUUCAAGUUUGACCCGGAGCUGCCUCUGUGUCACGU
Neurospora tetraspora is the source of this 1030-nucleotide messenger RNA. RefSeq lists its product as uncharacterized. The record is from RefSeq and is a predicted model, not a curated record. Lineage: Eukaryota; Fungi; Ascomycota; Sordariomycetes; Sordariales; Sordariaceae. The coding region runs from base 156 to 713 and encodes 185 amino acids. The transcript has a single exon.